AUGAAGACUCUCCGGGCGCGGUUUAAGAAGACAGAGCUGCGGCUCAGCCCCGCCGACCUCGGCUCCUGCCCACCCUGCGGCCCCUGCCCGCUCCCGAAGCCGGCAGCCAGAGGCAGGCGCCAGAGCCAAGACUGGGGCAAAAGUGACGAGAGGCUGCUGCAGGCCGUGGAGAACAGCGACGCCUCCCGGGUGGCCGCCCUCAUCUCCCGCAAGGGGCUGGUGCCCACGAAGCUGGACCCCGAGGGCAAGUCCGCGUUCCACCUGGCGGCCAUGAGGGGCGCAGGCAGCUGUCUGGAGGUGAUGCUGUCACACGGCGCCAAUGUCAUGAGCACGGAUGGGGCAGGUUACAACGCUCUCCACCUAGCCGCCAAGUACGGGCACCCACAGUGCUUGAAGCAACUGCUGCAGGCCUCCUGCGUGGUGGAUGUUGUGGACAGCAGUGGGUGGACCGCCCUGCACCAUGCAGCGGCUGGCGGCUGUCUCUCUUGCUCAGAGAUGCUUUGCUCCUUCAAGGCACAUCUGAACCCCCGCGAUCGGUCAGGUGCAACGCCCCUCAUUAUAGCAGCUCAGAUGUGUCACACAGAUCUGUGCCGCCUCCUCCUGCAGCAGGGGGCUGCCGCGAAUGACCAGGACCUGCAGGGCAGGACUGCCCUGAUGCUGGCCUGUGAGGGGGCCAGCCCCGAAACUGUGGAGGUACUUCUCCAGGGCGGCGCCCAGCCAGGCAUCACGGACGCGCUGGGACAGGACGCGGCUCACUACGGCGCCCUGGCAGGGGACAAACUCAUCCUUCAUCUCCUGCAGGAGGCGGCCCAGCGCCCCUCCCCACCCAGUGCCCUCCCAGAAGAUGACUCGGGCGAAGCGUCGUCUCAGAACUCUGUGUCCAGCCAUGAAAAGCGAGGGGCUCCCAAGAAGCGGAAAGCGCCCCAACCCCCCGCCAGCAUCCCUGUGCCGGAUGACCGAGACGCCUAUGAAGAGAUCGUGAGGCUGCGGCAGGAGAGGGGCCGCCUCCUGCAGAAGAUCCGGGGCCUGGAACAGCACAGGGAACGGAGAAAGCAGGAGCCACCAGAGGCGGAGGCCAGCUCCCUGCACAGCCUGGAGAGGCAGGUGCAGGAGCUGCAGCAGCUGCUCGCGGAGAAGCAAGAGGAGAAGGAGAGUCUGGGGCGCGAGGUGGAGAGUCUGCAGAGCCGCCUGUCGCUGCUGGAGAACGAGCGGGAGAAUACCAGCUACGACGUGUCCACCCUGCAAGAUGAGGAGGGCGAGCUGCCUGACUUCCCAGGGGCCGAGGCACUGCUGUCCAGGCGGCUAAGCCCGUCGGCCCAGGAGCGCUUGGCCUCACUGCAAGAGCAGGUGGCUGCACUCACCAGGCAGAACCGGGAACUGAUGGAAAAGGUCCAGAUCCUGGAGGAGUUCGAGAAGGACGAGACGCAGAUGGAGGUGGCUGGUCCCGCCGAGGUCAUCCCCCUGGCCCUCUACGACUCUCUCCGGGCCGAGUUUGACCAGCUGCGCAGGCAGCACGCUGACGCCCUGAGCGCGCUGAGGCGGCUGCAGUCACGGGAGGUCACUGGGGAAGAGGAGGCCGCUUGCGGGGAUAGCGAGGGUGCAGGAACCAAGGCCACGGAAAAUGGGCUGACAGACACGGAGCUCAGUGGCACUGCCACUCCAGAAACCAAAGUUAAUGGAACCGAGGCCACAGAUGAGGAGGCUGCGGGAGUCGAAACCACAGAAGCCAGGACUUUGGAAGCUGCAUCCACGGGAACCGAGGCCACAGAAACCAAAUCCUUGGGGGCCGAGGGCACCGACACGAAGGCUGUGGAAGGGGACGAAAACACUGAAACUAAGACCACGGGGACUGAGGCCACGGGAGUGGAGGCCACGAAUACAAAAGCAGAAAAACCAGAAAUGCAGACCAGUGGAGUGGGUCCUGGGGAGGCAGAGCGUGCAGACACAGAGACCACAAACGUGGGGGCCACGGGCUUUGGUGCCACGGAUGUGGAGCCCACGGGAGUAGAGGCCACAGCCCCGGGAGUCCCCGCUGGCCCUGUCUUGCACCCUGGUGCUGCUGAGGCCUCGGAAAAGCUGCAGGCAGAGCUGGAGAGCAGGAUUCGUGGCCUAGAGGAGGCACUCCGGCAGCGGGAGCGAGAGGCGGCCACGGAGCUGGAGGCAGCCCGCGGAAAGUGCGAGGCCGCGGAGGCCGAGGCGGGCCGGCUGCGGGAGCGGGUGCGUGAGGCCGAGGGCAGCGGGACCGGUGGAGGCAGCGGUGGCAGCGACACGGCCCAGCUGCGGGCGGCCCUGGAGCAGGCCCGGGAGGACCUCCGAGCCCGGGACUCCCGCCUGCGGGAGCUGGAGGAGGCCACGGCCUGGCUGGACGAGGCCCGGGCUGGCCGGCUGCUGGCCGAGGAGGAGGCCCGGGGCCUGCGGGCAGAGCUGGCCGGGCGGGAGGAGGUGCGGCUGGAGCAGAGCCGGGAGCUGGAGGCCCUGCGGGAACAGCUGGCCACGGCCACGGCCACGGGCGAGCAGCAGCGGGCUGCGGCCGCCGAGCUGGGCCGCGCGCGGGAUGCGGCGGAGGCCCGGGUUGCUGAGCUGGCCGCCGCCUGCGAGGAGGCCCGGCGGGGGCUGGCAGAGCUGCGUGAGGCUUCCGAGGCCCUGCGCCAGUCUGCGGUGCCGGCUUCCGAGCACCAGCGGCUGCAGGAGGAGGCCCUUGAGCUGCGGGGCCGGGCGGCCAGUCUGGAGCAGGAGGUGGUGGCCACGGGCAAGGAGGCCGCCCGGCUGUGGGCAGAGCUGGAGCGCGAGCGCGUGGGCAGCGUGGCACUCUCGGAGCACGAGCGUGUAGUGGGCGCUCUGCGGGCUGACGUGGCCCGGCUGGAGGGGCAGCUGGAGGAGCUGGGACGGCGGCACGAGAGGACCAGCGCCGAGGUCUUCCAGGUGCAGCGGGAGGCGCUGUUCAUGAAGAGUGAGCGCCACGCGGCAGAAGCCCAGCUGGCCACGGCGGAGCAGCAGCUACGCGGGCUACGCACUGAGGUCGAGCGAGCACGCCAGGCCCAGAGCCGUGCCCAGGAGGCCCUGGACAAGGCCAAGGAGAAGGACAAGAAGAUCACAGAACUCUCCAAAGAAGUUUUCAGUCUUAAGGAGGCCCUGAAGGAGCAGACGGCUGCCCCGGCCACCCCCGAGGUGGAGGCCCUGCGGGACCAGGUGAAGGUCUUGCAGCAGCAACUGGAGGAGUCUGCCAGGGACCACAGUGCCGUGGUGGCUUUGUACAGGAGCCACCUGCUAUACGCCAUUCAGGGCCAGAUGGACCAGGACGUACAGCGAAUCCUCAGCCAGAUCGUGCAGAUGCAGCGGCUCCAGGCUCAGGGCCGCUGA
Molecule: messenger RNA, 3360 nt
Organism: Propithecus coquereli (Coquerel's sifaka)
Lineage: Eukaryota; Metazoa; Chordata; Mammalia; Primates; Indriidae
Gene: ANKRD24
Product: ankyrin repeat domain 24
Exons: 21
Coding region: 1-3360 (1119 amino acids)
Molecular function (GO): actin binding
Source: RefSeq, a predicted model, not a curated record